GUUGUGAUAAACUUAUUAAAUAGAACUGCGAGUGAAGUAUAUGUGGUCACCGAAAUUUUCAAGUCCAGAAUCUUUUGAAAUUAAAAGAUUGUCGGAGAAAGCUAAUGGGAAUCUAGAAGAAGAUAUACUCAGCCAGGUAGCUUAGUUACACACUCAUGGUUCAGAAGACAGUUCCGAGAAUAAAUUUCGAAUGUGCUACUCGCACUAACACAGAACAUCUCUUCUGCUCGUCAUCAGAGGCAGUUGAGUUACUGGCACAAUCUUUAUUGGAUGCCUUCGAAGAUGUUGGAUUUUUUGUAGUCUACAAUCACGGAAUUGAUCCAGCCGUGCUCGGCAAUCUCAAAGAAGAGGCAGCUAAUUUCUUCGGCUGCCCGACUCAGUGCAAAGAGGAGUUUGUUCGUCGUGAUCCGAAGAGAGAGAUGUUCGGGUACACAGCUCAGGAUAAGUCGACCGAAGUGUUUGACAGAAGCAAACCGAGUGAUAUAAAGGAGACUUUCGAGUUUUCUCCCAAUGGUCUGGACCCUGUACCUUCCGAAGAGUGGCAGCGUUGUCGGGAGUUGCUCUCUGGACAGUUUUCUGAUUUAUUCCACAAAAUGCUGGUUCUUCUAGCACGCGCUCUGGGACUGAAGAGUAGUGAGAUACUCACCAACAAGAUCAAGGGCUUGGGAAAAGGACAAGACGGCAGUGAAGGAGUCAAAAACAGAAGUGCGUUCAGAUCUGCACUCUAUCCGCAGGUGAAGAAGGAGAAAUUGUUGCCGAAUCAGUUGAGAUGUGGUUUGCAUUGUGACUAUGGCUGUCUCACAUUCAUAUACAAGACGCCCUUUGAAAAAGGACUCAAAGCCAAACAACGAGGAGGCGACAUGAUAGAUGUGUUCUGUAGUGAGGAGGGGGAUCUGAUUGUGAAUGCGGGAGAGUGUUUGCAGAUGAUCACAGGCGACCUCAUCAGAGCAGCCCCACAUCUGGUCCAGUUUCCAACCGCAGCCACAGAAACAUCCUGCGACAAUUACGCUAUUAUUCCUUCGGCCUUCAGUCUCAUCAUGUUCGGCUUGUUCGACGACGACGCCCAAGUGGAGACCAUAGAACAGAUUGGCCAUACACGAAGUGGACAUAAGAAGACCACACUCUAUGCUCCCUUUAUGUUCGGGGACUACUUUGACAUGCGCAUCAACAAAGUGUUCGUAGAGGGACAAGGGCUCAUUCAAGAACUGUUAGAGUGAUCAUAAAAAGAGUCUUAGAGUUAAAUGCAUAAACCAGACUAUCUGAGACGGGAACUUCGUUUUAAAAAAGUAAUCAGAUUGAAUGACCCGAAUUGAUUAUAGUUUGCUGGAAGAAAACUCUAUACUAUCAAUUCCAUGAUCAUAUAUCUAUUGCAGAAAUUGUCUGAAUUGCGAUCCUUUCCAGUCAUUAGCUUUAAUUUAAAUAGAAAAGAAAAUUUAAAAAGAAAAAAUAAUGAAAGAAUGAUCAAUUGUAGACAACUGUUUUUGCGAAAACUGAUAUAAACCAAUAC
Messenger RNA from Symsagittifera roscoffensis, 1507 nucleotides. RefSeq lists its product as uncharacterized. NCBI's taxonomy places the organism in Eukaryota, Metazoa, Xenacoelomorpha, Acoela, Convolutidae. The coding region runs from base 156 to 1217 and encodes 353 amino acids. The transcript is spliced from 9 exons. The record is from RefSeq and is a predicted model, not a curated record.